UCCGGCGCCGGGCGGGAAACCGUUCUGCCGGUGCGGCAGUGACCGGCAGCCGGGCCGGGGGCCGCCGCCGCCGGCCUGGAGGCCUCCUGUUCGCCCCUGCUGGGCCGCCGGCCGGAGCCGGCUGUUGUGAUUGGCCGCUCAGCCGGCGCCGGCCCCACGAGCGGCGUCCAUGAAUCACGGACGGUGGCCGGCCGGCACGGCCAGAAGCGCUCGCGCAGCCCGUCAGCGGGCCGGUGCCGCUGCCGGCUGGCCGCCGGGCCCAUGCUGCGGCGCGCUGCCAUCGGACUCCUGCUAGUCACCGCCGCCGCGCUCGUGGUCGCGCCACUAUCGUUCUACGUCGGAGCUCGCCACGCAUACCAGAAGUACACGGAGGAGAUAGCGCGUCUGCACGGUGACCUGCGCGCCACACAGCAGCACCAGGGCGUCUACCUGCCGCCGGAGAGGUACUCCAGCAUGGUGGGUCAGCUGGAGCAGCAGCGGCGCGACAUCCACCAGAAGGCCGACCACAUCAGGAACCUUGAGCAGGAGAUGCAGAACAAGGAGGUUAUUUUUGCCGGUCUGAAGAAGGCAUUAAAAAAGAAGACCGUAAAGCUUGUUAACAAUGAAGAACAGCUCUGUCAUGCCAAGCGGAAGCUUCGGAAACCAAAGCAGCCGCUGCGGCCGGCCGACCCGGCUCUGUCGGACGAGCGGAGCCCCCUGUCGGCGCAGCAGGACCAGGGCGAGCGCCGUCUGGCGGCCGACGACCAGCCGCCGUCGGACACUGAGCGGCCCCAGUCGGACCCGCAGGCUGAGGACGGCCCGGCCGGUCGGCGUACCCCGCUGGGCCGGCGCAACGAGCUGGUCGGCCGCCAGUUCCACGCCCAGUUCCAGACGGACAUGGCACGACUGGAGUCGGCCCUGGAGAACGCCUUCCAGAUGCAGCGCGCCUUCUGCACGCAGAUGUACGCCAACCUGGGCGCGGCCGUGGAGAGGCGGAAGCACGAGGUCGCCUCCCUGACCAGCCUGCUGAGCGCGCUGCUUGGAUCGCAGACGGAGCAGCUGCGCGAGCUGGAGGCACACGCUCAGUCGGAGGCGGCCGGCCAGCACAGCUGGAUCGGCGCGCAGCUGGCGGCGAUUGCGGCGCGCCGGCAGGCCCAGGCCGACACCCUGUCGGUGCUGCAGCGGCAGCUGGCGGCCGGCGCCGAGGCGGUGCUGGCGCGACUGGCGCAGCUGGACGCCAGCGCCGAGCAGCGCCAGGCCGAGCUGCGCCGCUGGCUGCAGCAGCACGACGCCGGCCUGCGCGCCGUGCUCGACGAGCUGGCCGAGCUGGUGCGCCGGCGGGAGCAGCAGGCGCGCCAGGAGGCGGAGGAGCGCGCCGCCGCCCUGGAGGCCGAGAACCGGCGACUGGUCGACCGACAGGCCAAUCUCACCGGACGAAUAGAGUCCCUCCAGGCCAGUCUGGCGUCGAUCGGGGCAGCUUUAGCGGCCAGCUCAGCCACUGUCGAGCAGCUGGCAGCUGCCGCGGCUGAGGAGGGAGCCUCCGCCGAGUCAGCCGCAGCUGACAGGAGGGCGCUACUCGAGGAGACCAGGCGGGAGGAGACCGAGUUCUACACCGCUGCCGGGCAGAGGAUCGAGAGGGCCCGCGCGCGCCUCGUGGAGGGCACCUCGACCCUGAACACACUGCUCAGUCAGACAGAGAAACAGACGACCCGCGAGGCGGGCGAGGCGAGCACUCAGCUGGAGCGAGCCCGCGAGGCCUGGACGCCGACCCUGGCCGAGCUGACGGCCGGCUGGGACGAGCACUCUCAGCUGCAGGAGGAGGCGCUGCGGGCCCGCUCGGAGGCCGUCAACGGUGGCCUGCAGCACGCCCAGAAGCGGGUGCAGAACUUGGCAUCGUCGCUGCACGGUGCCGUGCGCGGCAGUGACCAGCUGCUCGAGAGCCAGAGUCGCGGCUUCUUCGCGUCUAUCCGCGAACGCCAGGAGGAGCUGACCGACGAGUGCGCCAGGAUCGAGACCCAGUCGGCCGCCAUAGGGGAGAUGGUUCGACGGCGCGACAACGAGGUUGAGGUGUUUGUGCUGGACACGCUUCACCGAGACCUGCUGUUGGGCAGCACCCCUCGGCAGCGUCAGCUCUCCUACCAGCGGUACCGCCUGGCCGCCGCCCGGGGAAGACAGUCGGACCAGCCGGCCAGUGACGUCAUCGGAGGCAACAGCACCCAGCUGUCAGAUGAUCCAGCCGAUGACGGGUUGAAAACUGCACCGUCCCCGUUCAACGUCACUCGGCUGGAUGGGCGGCUAGAGGACUCGGUCUCCGACAGCAAGUCCAACAACCACACUAGCAGCGCUCCAAACCAGGGAAACGAGCAUGCAAAGCACAGGAGCAAGCUCUCCAGGUCAUCGGCCGGUCGACAUCGUCGGCGAAUGCGGCGCGCUCGAAGGCGCCACGCGUCUCGACGUGCCUCCCGAGCCAGGGAGAGGGGUGCACUCCGGUCACCGUGUCUGAUGCCCCCCGGUGGCUGAGUCUUAGGAAUACUGACAGCUUAGAGAGCCAAUAGGAGCCGCGGGCUGAGCUGCGGUCACUGACCUCUAACCUCAGAGCUCGGUCAGUUGUGCGGGUACCGAUACGGGACAUCUUUCACUCGGGUACACCCGAGUGUGACCUUAUGACCCCGAUAGACCGCCGCUGACGCCAGAGACACGGUAACUUCUCACUGCCAAAUGAAGCGACCUGCCUCGAACCACUGCCUCUGAUGUAGAGUUCAUCAUGACCUAGGUGCGCGUGGUGCCCCCGCUGCGACCCGGAGACACUCCCUGUGAUGUCGGUGACCUCACGUGGUGUGACGUCAUCUAAGGAAUUUCGACCGAUGUCGGGUGGAGCGCCCUUUUACAUACUGCCUCCUAUGGAGUGCACAACUGACGGGUGAGGCGCCUGUGGGCGAGAAUGUGAACAUUUGAACGAUCUGUGUCUGAUUUUGUUCGCAUUCAGACCAUAACGAGACAGCGCCCGGUGGGUAAUGUGAGGAGUCAGGUCAAACGAGUGCCAUGAGAUGUGUGUAAGUUGUGGUGACCUCACUGUGGGUAGCGGCGAUUGCUGUAUUGGUGUUACGCGAGUCACUAAGCCGGUAGACGCGUCCGGGCUUCCUGGUCAAACUGUGCCUUUCGGGGAUUUAGAACUGAACAUAACGCCUUUAUACGCUUUGCCGCGACUGAACAUAGCACACUUGAUAUCAAUUAUCAUGGACAGAUUGUUUUACAGUGAAAAUAAGACCCCCUAUCGUAUU
Messenger RNA from Amphibalanus amphitrite, 3260 nucleotides. Its product is annotated as paramyosin-like. The record is from RefSeq and is a predicted model, not a curated record. The transcript has 9 exons. NCBI's taxonomy places the organism in Eukaryota, Metazoa, Arthropoda, Thecostraca, Balanomorpha, Balanidae. Gene Ontology annotation, molecular function: plus-end-directed microtubule motor activity. Bases 262 to 2499 code for a protein of 745 amino acids.